AUCGAGUAGCGGCGACGCAAGGCGGAGAAGUUUCCGGUAGGUGUUUUUCCUUGGUUCUGAAUUACCUUGGCAACAGCUGAGGCGGGAGACAGGUGGUCUGCACCGUCCUGGAGGGCGAUCUGAGUGGCUGGACCGGGAUCAUUCGGGCUUUGGACCGGAGUGAGCUACCGAGAGGAGGCGGCGCCCCGUUCCUUGUUCCGAGGGGAUGGUAGAUUUGGGGGUUUUCUUCUAGGCUUCUCACGCCGUGUUCUCUGAUGAAACCAAGCACCAAAAAGGGAAAGUGACCUCAAAGUCACAGAAUAAUUUGUUAGAGCUAGACAAGAAUCCAAGCCUGCAACUGCAGAGACCAGAGAUCUUUCAGCUAUACUCUUGGGAAGCACAGCUUAAGAUCUUUGCAAAUUAUCCUGUAGAGGGAAAAUGCCUAAAGUCAAAAGAAGCCGGAAAGCACCCCCAGAUGGCUGGGAGUUGAUUGAGCCAACACUAGAUGAAUUAGAUCAAAAGAUGAGAGAAGCUGAAACAGAACCUCAUGAGGGAAAGAGGAAAGUGGAAUCUCUGUGGCCCAUCUUCAGGAUCCACCAUCAGAAAACCCGCUAUAUCUUUGACCUCUUUUACAAGCGGAAAGCCAUCAGCAGAGAACUCUACGAAUAUUGUAUCAAAGAAGGCUAUGCAGACAAAAACCUGAUCGCAAAAUGGAAAAAGCAAGGAUAUGAGAACUUGUGCUGCCUGCGGUGCAUUCAGACACGGGACACCAACUUUGGGACGAACUGCAUCUGCCGCGUACCCAAAAGCAAGCUGGAAGUGGGCCGCAUCAUCGAGUGCACACACUGCGGCUGCCGUGGCUGCUCUGGCUGAGGCUGGCGCUCUCUACCCUGGACUCUGGACUUCUCAGGUUCCUGCCUGUGGCGCCACCCACUUCCUGGGAGCAGUGCCCCAGGCCCGAGUUGGAGCACGGUCUCUACAGGGAAGACUUUGCUGCUCAUCAGCUGUGAUUUGUAAAAAUAAAACCUUUAAACCUCUCG
Callithrix jacchus (white-tufted-ear marmoset) is the source of this 1019-nucleotide messenger RNA. RefSeq names its product BUD31 spliceosome associated protein (gene BUD31). Gene Ontology annotation, biological process: mRNA splicing, via spliceosome. Gene Ontology annotation, cellular component: spliceosomal complex; nucleus. The record is from RefSeq and is a predicted model, not a curated record. NCBI's taxonomy places the organism in Eukaryota, Metazoa, Chordata, Mammalia, Primates, Cebidae.